AACAGAAACAUCAUGGAGACGGAACAGAGGAGGAAAUCUCACAAAACCUCCAAAAAUGGUGGGAAACGCGAGAAAGCGAGGACUGGUGAAGAAGAGGCAAGAAGGAGGGAGGUGGUGACGGAGAAGCUGAGGCAGAGGCUGGACCUGGAGACUCGAGCCCUGAAGGUGGUGGAGCGUCUCCUUGACGACAGUGUGGCUGAAGACUUCCUGGUUGACUGUGCCAAAUUCAUCACUUCAGCUAAUUACAAAGACGCUAUAGAGGAGAGAGUGAUUGCUAAACUCUGUGGUUAUCCCAUAUGUCCAAGUAAACUGGGCAAGAUCCCAACUCAACGGUAUAAAAUUUGUACUAAGACCAAUAAAGUGUACGACAUUACGGAGCGCAAGUGUUAUUGCAGUAACUUCUGUUACAAAGCCUCCAAGGAGUUUGAACUACAAAUAUCAGACACUCCUCUUUGGCUCAGGCAGCAUGAGAGCCCUGAAGAAAUUAAACUGCUGCAGAGAGGAGAUAGUGGGAGCUCUGGUGAGGUGGUGAUUCUGUCAGACCGGCGUCUCCAAGAAGAGGACGUUGAGAAUCUGCUGACCGCGGAGCCCGGGCAGCCUGACAGCUCCCUACCAGGUUGUGCUGCUUGGGACCACAGCGACACCAGUGACGUGGAACAAGAACAGGACUUUGUCUCCAGCGUUGUGUCGCAGCGGCCCGGUCGCAGGGUGCACUGGGGCGACCUGCCUAAACGCACAGAUGAAGAGGAGGAAGAAAAACGAGGAAAGAUGGAGAGGAGAAAGAAACAGAGCAGAGAGGGGGAUGAGGAGAAGAGCGAGCAUCAUCAAAGUCAGAAAGCAGAGAAGGGACAAAUGAAAGAAGAUGAGCAAGAGAAAGAGUCUCAUGCACUGAAAACAGAGAAGAAAACCGAUGCAGGAAAGCUGCAUGUGAGAAAUACUGAGGAAGAAGACUCGCCAAAGGAACCCAGUGUGGAAGAGGUUACAGCUAAGAUUGAUCUGUGCAGUUUGUCUGAGACAGUCACUCCUACUGUUUCCCUGUGUGUUGAUUCAACACCUGCACAGGCAGAACCUGUAACACUGCUCAUCUCUCCUCCACUUACUGACUCUCAACCCCCGGCAGGAAACAAACCCCUCUCCUCUUCAACACUAACCACCGCUCAUCAGAGCAGCCACAGCACAACACUGCUCCCCCAGCGAGGACUCGGCAUCACCCAGGUGGGUAUGAGUAAGAAAGGGGCAGCGGGGUUACGAGAUCUGCUCAAGAACCACACGGCUGCACCCAAACCCGACUCCGCCCGGCUGAAUCUCCUCGAGUGUUUGAGAAGAACCUUGAAGGAAUGGAGCACGGACGAGACCUUGAAAUUCCUGUACGGUGCGGACCAUUCACAAGGCUCUCCUUUCGCUGAGCUAAAAAGUCAGAAGGAUGACGGAGAGGAGGAGCUGGAUGAAGAUGACUUUGAGGAUGAGACCCCUGUGGAGGAUUGUGAAAAGGCUGAUGCAGCAGCAGCAGCAGCUCUAUACUAUAAGACACUGAGGGAGGACACCGAGCAGAUGGAGCUCAGAGUGAAAGAGUUUUAUAAAGGGAUGUGGCCUGAGGUGAUAGAGAUGCCAAAUGACAACAAGGUGACAGACAAGGACCAGGACCAGGACACAAAAGACCGAGCUCUGCCACUUGUUGACUCUCAAGCUCAGCACCUCAUCCAGAAACACAUCACAGUGGAGAAGCUCACCAAUUGUCUCAGAAACAUUGUGGGACGGCUGAAUCUCACCAUGAGUGACGUCUCUGCUGACCUGAACAACCUGGUCAAGACGUUCAGGUUCAGCAACACAAACAUCAUCCACAAAACUCCAGAGUGGACCCUCCUUGCUGUGGUGCUUCUACAUCUGUUGUCGGAGGUGUCUCUGGUGGUGAGGGAGGCCCUUGAGAUGACUGCAUCAGUGGCGUAUUUGAACACGAUGAUGGAAGAGCUCAGUCUCCAACAGCAGGAUCUGUUGAACUUAGUCCGGCUGUUUAAAACCCCAGCACACUGACACACACACACAGGCAUGGACAGAUUAAUAAUUAAUCGUCAUGUCAGAUUUCCAACUGAAUUCUG
Messenger RNA from Limanda limanda (common dab), 2096 nucleotides. RefSeq names its product RNA polymerase II associated protein 2 (gene rpap2). Bases 13 to 2031 code for a protein of 672 amino acids. The transcript has 12 exons. The record is from RefSeq and is a predicted model, not a curated record. Gene Ontology annotation, molecular function: RNA polymerase core enzyme binding; RNA polymerase II CTD heptapeptide repeat phosphatase activity. NCBI's taxonomy places the organism in Eukaryota, Metazoa, Chordata, Actinopteri, Pleuronectiformes, Pleuronectidae. Gene Ontology annotation, cellular component: cytoplasm; nucleus.